UGGCGCAGACGAGGUACAUCUUGUCUGUGAAUCCAAGUACAUAUCAAAGUUGGUGAAGUGAACAAAAAAAAAAAAAAAUAACCAUGAUCUAUCUUAUUUAUAGCGAUAGGUAUCGUGUAUCUCAUCUGAAACAACAUUUAUUAUUAGUUUCAUGACAGGUUUUAUCAGCAUUGUGGUAAUUCCUAGUGAAGUAUCAUGUGUCGAUAACAUAUUGAUUCACUAUUUUCAUCAUUGUAACCUUGAACUUGACUAACGUAUUCACUGUUUCUGGGGAGUGUCUGCAAUCUUGUAUUAGUAACUACUAAUUGUACCUUUUGUAUCAUUUUUAUUAGUAAUUAUGGAUCCUUCGAUCUUCCCUGAAGAAAUUUGGAUAAAAAUUUUAUUAUACUGCGAUGUACCUGACAUUAUUGCUAUAGGCAAUACAUGCAAAUAUUUAAGAAAAGCUUCAGACACUGAUUACUUGUGGAAAAUGAAGUGGUUACAGUUGAUUUCGAAGGUGCACUUUAGAUUUCCAGAUAUAAAGUGUUUACAGUUACUUAACAUAAGCUUUAAAGCGAUGUGUUACAGAUUGUACAUGGUAAUUACAUUAGGAGAAAAUGUUCAUUUCCCAAAAUGUCGUCACUGCAGUGGUUACACAUGUCAAAGAAAUUGUGUUGAAGGUUCUAGUGCGAAAGUAGUAAUUGAGAUUGGAAAUAAAUACACAUGGGUUAUUGCACCACAUUUUGAAUUAAGAAGACAUUUUUCAAUGUUUGGCGUACCAAAAUACAAUAAUGAAACGUAUUUGGAACAAACGCAAAAUGUUCCAAGUAGCAGUGCACGUCCUAAAUGUGAUGGGAAAUCACUAGCUAAAAAGUUUAAAUUAUUGAAAUUAUCUGAAUUAGCAACAGCUAAAAUUCCAAGACCUAGCGGUCCUUUUUGUGUUUUUUGCAAUUCUGUGAAAUUAUACAGAGAAAAAAAGAGAUUGAUUACUCAUCAGAAUGAUCCAGCAUAUUAUGCAAGACCAAAUCCAAUUUAUGAAAAACUUAUAAAUGGAUAUUGCACUGAUACUGUUGAGGUACUUGGAAUUCCAAAUGUUGAUCUUGUUAGUCCGGCAGAGGCAUUAUUAAGUGAUGGAACAUUUCCUGUUCUUAAAACAUUUGUCGGUCACUUGUUUCAUCAGAUGAGAUUAACGUCGACAUUAAGAAAACCUAAUGCAGUGCUAAUGUUUUGUGAACCAUUAGCUAUGCAUCCACUGUUAAGGAAACAAUUAUUGCAUUAUUUGUUUCAAGAAGUCAAAGUAUCAAGAGUUUGUCUGGUUCCUAAGCCUUUAGCAGCAUGUGCAAUGCUGGAUGUGGAAACUUGUGUGGUAGUUGAUAGUGGUGCUCUAAGUACAACAGUAGCUGUUGUAAUUGGUGGACGUGUUAUGCCACAACGUUGGAGAUUGUUACCUGUUGGUGGUUGGCAUGUAGCUUACCAUUUAAAACAAGCUAUGCAUUGGUAUUUAAAAGGAUGUUAUCAUAUUCCUAUAUCAUAUCUAGAUACACUACCUAUUAAAGAAAGAUGUAGAUUAAGUUACAAUAUUAAAAAUGAAGAAAAGAGAGUAGGACAAAAAACUGGGGAAUGUAUCAAAGUGAGAGUUCGAAGCUAUGCUGAUAAUAAGCAAUUUUUGAGAGUUUCCUUAGGUUCAGAGUUAUAUAUUGCUCCUGAAAUGAUGUAUAUUAAUCUUGGUUUACCACAAGUGAUAAAAGAUGUAACUUCUGGUUUAUCAGAAGAUAUAUUGCAUGAUUGUCUUUCACACAUUUUGCUUACUGGAGGCAAUACACAUCUCUCAGGUUUUGGGUUAAGAUUAACUAAAGAUUUACGAGAAUUAUUACCAGAACAUAGCAAGAUAUUAGAAGUGAGAAGUUGUCCUGGUACUCAUAGUUGGAAUGUUGCAAUGGGUUCCACAUAUGUGCCUUUAGCUGUGCAUCCUGACAAAACACCGCCAGAAUAUAUAGAAGGUAACCCAUUUUGGUUGUCAAGAGAAGAAUAUGUUUUAUUUGGGUGUGAAUCAUUGGAACAGUAAAACUAUGUAAUAAGUGAUUUCUUGCAAUGUCAAUACCUUACUUAUUAUAUAAAUGCAACUGUUGAAAAAGUAAAGGAUAAACUAUCAUGAAGAAUAUCUUCUCAUGAAUCGCCUUUAAAUUAGAUGCAAAAUAUAAUCAUAGAUAAUUGAAGGAACAUUUCAAGAUAAAAUGCUUGGACAAAAAUAAAUAUUGGUACUUCUAGGGCCCACCUUAGUCUACAAAGAAGCGGAAAGUGUAAGCUCUACCAAUAUGUAUCCAAUGAAUACUAGUCUGGUAGGCAUACGUUUCCGCAUCGACAUUGCAAAAUUAUGUCCCUUGAGCACUUUGUAUUAUCACAUUAUUAUUGAUCUAUCAGUUUUACAACUCCAUUAGAUAAUCAUAUCAUUUUCUAAUCUUCUUUUAAUUUACUUGACAUUUCAAAAUGUUAUUAGUGAUUAAAACCUCAGCUGAUUUCAUCAUUUAGUUAAAAUUUCUUAAUUGAAAUCAUAGUAAGUUAAAUAAAACUAUUUAUAUGUAGUGUAAAACUUCAUCAAUAUCUGGAUUUCGUUUUUCUAUUGAAAGUCCGUCCAUUUUAAGUUUUCAACUAUGUAAUUUUACAUUAUUACUCUUUUUUUCUUUAUUGAAAUGAUCAGCAAAUGAGGUAUCAAAUUAAAAGAAAUCGAUUGAAGAAAAAUUAUUCACAAUUUGGAAUAUAUAAAUUCUAAUAUUAUUCCACAUCCUUCAUUCUGUAUCAGUUUUUAAUAUUUUUAUUGCACAUCGAGUUUACCUGAUAAUUCAUUCCCAUUAGAAUUGAGAUUUAAUCAUUCCAUAUUCAUAACAAAUUGUUUAUAAUUCCAAAAUUGUAUCUCCUUUCUUCCCUUAGAAGAUGAUUUUUAUGUAUAUAAUCCGCAGAUAGUAAAUUGUUUUGUACAUACAAAAUAUAUAUAUUCAAUUGCUUGAUGUACAGGUAAAUAAUUUUAGAAAAUAAUAUUCAAAAGUAAAUGUUAUAAAUUCUAAAUAGAAUAUUUCUAAAAACUUGUUCAUAAUUUCGUAAAUUUGCAUCAUCAUUCUUGCCAAAAUAAGAAAUGUGUAUUAAUAGCCAAAUAUAUAGCAACAUUUCUAGUCACUUUAAAUAUAAUUAAAUUAUUUAGAUUUAUCUUCCAAGAUAAUAAAUAUUAUUAAAAAUAAGAAUUUAUAACAAAAGGACUUUAGGACUAUAAAUAUAAAAUUUUAUGUUAUUAAUAAGAUUACUAUUACCAUUUUUAACUUAAAUUUAAUCUUGUGAACAAUUUAAUACGCUAUUGUUUUGUUAUAUACAUUAAAGAUUUUAUUAAUUGCCAAGCUAAAAGUAAAAGAUUAUAUAACAUUUAAAAAGUUAUACACUUUUAAUACUACUUUUAUAGUAUAUAAAUUAAUUUAAAAAAGAUAUAUAAAUAUAUUACAAAUAUCAUAGUAAACUACGUUUUUGUUAUCGAUAAAAAAUCUAUGCAAGUUAUUAAUUUAUAAUAUAAUUAUUGCUACAUACAUAGGUGCUUGUAAAACAUAUGUCAGCAUAAUGUAAGCAUGUAUAUAAUUUAGCAACUUUAAAGUAAUAUAAAUAUUUAUGACUUUUACAAAUUAUAUGUGUUUAAGAUACAAUUUAUGUUUUCUUAUCUUUGAAUGAUUUGAUUAAUUCUUUUAAUAUUAUUUUACCAAAAUGAAAACAAAUUCAACUAUAUUUCUUGAUAAUGAUUUUACUUAUUUACUUCUUAUUAAUAAUAUCAUUUAAAUCAUUUUUUUUUCAAUUUAUUUUCUUAUAAAAUUAAUUACAUACUUUUCAGCUAAUGUUUUAUACUUACGUGAAUAAGUAACUGCCAAUAAUAAUAUAUAAUAUUUUAGUUGUACUCGAACAUUUUACAUUUCAGAUAUAAAUAUUUAGUUUACAAAAGAUCUGUAUAAUUUAAUCAUUACAUAAGGACAAAAGAACAUUGACUUGUAAAUAUUGUAUAUAUUCUACAUUAAUUGUACAUUAAAUAUGAAACUAUAUCUGAUCGAUAUUUUGACUAAUUUGUUACAGCCUGUAAAAA
Molecule: messenger RNA, 4090 nt
Organism: Frieseomelitta varia
Lineage: Eukaryota; Metazoa; Arthropoda; Insecta; Hymenoptera; Apidae
Exons: 6
Coding region: 338-2044 (568 amino acids)
Molecular function (GO): protein binding
Source: RefSeq, a predicted model, not a curated record